Messenger RNA from Abrus precatorius (Indian licorice), 1439 nucleotides. Its product is annotated as squamosa promoter-binding-like protein 8. Lineage: Eukaryota; Viridiplantae; Streptophyta; Magnoliopsida; Fabales; Fabaceae. The record is from RefSeq and is a predicted model, not a curated record. The transcript is spliced from 3 exons. Gene Ontology annotation, molecular function: DNA binding. Gene Ontology annotation, cellular component: nucleus. Bases 285 to 1253 code for a protein of 322 amino acids.
UAGACUUAAUACACACGCCAUUAUAGUGUGGUGGAACGAGGAGAAAAGAGCAGAGAGGCAGAGAGGCAGAGAGCCAGUUAUAGGUGUGUGUGGUUAAGUACUUGGCUCAAAUUAGGUUUUUGGGUAUCUGAAACCGAAUCCCACUUCCUUCUGAAUUCCACACUACCAUACUUCAUAGUUCAGUUCCUCAAAAACCCUUCCAAACACACAAUUCUUUUCACCCCAAAAACCAACACACCAUAAAAUUAACAACAAAAACAAACAAUUGCCAUAUAUAGAGAAAGAUGUUGGACUACGAAUGGGGAAACCCAUCAACGAUAAUACUCGCCGGAAAUGAAGGCGCCGCCGCCACAGACACCGACCAAACUCACCGGCAAAUCUUCGACCACAACUACACCUCUCUAUCUAACCCCUUUCUUCAUGGUUCUACACUAACCGCCACUCCUUUCUCCCAUCACCAUCACUUCAACCCCCCACAACCGCACCAGCAUCAGCAUCACCCCUUCUUCGACCCACGCGCCUUCUCAGGCGCGUCAGCCACUUCCUUUUCACCAUCACCUUCCAUGCUCUCACUUAACCCAAUCCCACCCAUCUCCGCCUCCCACUGCGGGCUGGGGCCUGGUUCUGGGCUUGGGCUUCUACUCAUGCCCAAGUCCGAAGAUUUCACUCCGCCCGUGGACUUCCAGGCUUCUGGGCUUGGGCUUAACCUGGGAGGCCGUACUUACUUUGCCUCUUGCAAUGACGACAUCGUCAACCGGCUCUGCCGGCGUGCCAAGACGGUAGAAUCGGUUCCAACGAUGCUGUCGAACUUACCCCGCUGUCAAGCACAAGGAUGCAAUGCGGACCUUUCUGAUGCGAAGCACUAUCACCGCCGUCACAAGGUAUGCGAGUUUCACUCCAAAGCCGCCACCGUCGUCGCCGCCGGGUUGACUCAGCGAUUCUGCCAGCAGUGCAGCAGAUUCCAUCUACUUUCAGAAUUUGACAAUGGUAAACGGAGCUGCAGGAAGAGACUUGCAGAUCAUAAUCGUCGUCGAAGAAAAAUACAGCAACCAACUCAAGAAAUCCAGAAAUCUCAGCCUCCUUUGGACAAUAUUGCAAGUACAACCACUUGGUCCUCAUCAGAGUCUGGGAUUCAAUCUUCAUCGUCAGUGAAGGUUGGUUUGUCACCGCCAGAUUAUUUCCGGCGAAGUCCAUACCAAAAUAGAGGCUCUUCAACAUCAUCAUCAGGGUCAUUGCUUUUCUCUAGCGGUUAGUGCAUAUGAGAGCAAUUUGCAUGGCUAAUAGUACCCAUGACAGUAAUUAAUCGAGGAGGAUCAACAAUAAUGUAAUGAACUUCCACUCGUAACUUUCGCCCCAAAUUUUCUUUGACAGCUUUAUCUUGAGGUUGCUAAUUUGUAAGAAUAAUUUUAAGCGUUUAUAUAUACAUAUCCUUUGUUGUA